Molecule: messenger RNA, 2382 nt
Organism: Glarea lozoyensis ATCC 20868
Lineage: Eukaryota; Fungi; Ascomycota; Leotiomycetes; Helotiales; Helotiaceae
Product: Ribonuclease H-like protein
Exons: 5
Coding region: 1-2382 (793 amino acids)
Biological process (GO): nuclear polyadenylation-dependent snRNA catabolic process; nuclear polyadenylation-dependent antisense transcript catabolic process; nuclear polyadenylation-dependent CUT catabolic process
Cellular component (GO): nuclear exosome (RNase complex); nucleolus
Molecular function (GO): nucleic acid binding; nucleotide binding; 3'-5'-RNA exonuclease activity
Source: RefSeq, a predicted model, not a curated record
AUGGAUCAAUCGCAGGACUUCAAGUCUCUGCAGGAGAAAGUGCAAGAAAACUUGAUUGCUACAACGCGAACGGCUGGUCAGAUCUCCUCAGAAGAUCUUGGUUUUCAUCGAUCCUUCAACCUUGAAGUAGGAGACGCCCUUGACGAGCAAAAUUCACGGCUUUUAGCUCUAUCCACGAAGCUGCUCAAGUCGGCGGCCUCAAUAUCAGAAUUACGCGCUCCGGUUCUUGAAGAUGCGGACGACGUGGAAAACAAUUGGCGGAGUGUGGUGGACGUAAUUGAUUCCUUGCUGGAAAAGGCAGAUACAUGUUUGGAUGAAUACACUGGAAUGAUCAAGCGCAAAGAACAGCCAGGUGUCGAUCAAAAUUCUUCGAAAGGGAGAUCUUCGACAUUGGGCAAUGCAUUUCGGACCCAAAAUUUGGUUAAGCCUCAACUUGCCUUUGACCUUAAGCCAGACAACCACAACGCUACGCUCUGGAAGCCCCUUCUCAAUUCAAAACCACAUGCAAUUCUCUCUCUUGAAGAUAGUCUAGAUACGGUCACAGAUGACUUGGAGCAAUUAUCAUACAAGCAUCCUUACGAGACUGAAAUACUUCAACUUAAAUAUCCAGACUUCGUCUAUCAGCAAUCCGAUCCUAUACCCUACCAACCUGUUGACGGCACCUCUGCAACAUAUGUGGAUACUGAGGAGGGUGUCCUAGAAAUGUUGAGUGAACUCAAAGGUGCUAGUGAAAUUGCUAUUGAUCUUGAGCACCAUGACACGCGUACCUAUGUCGGUCUGGUAUCGCUGAUGCAGAUAAGUACGCGUGAGAAGGAUUGGAUAGUAGACACGCUCAAGCCUUGGAGACACAAACUUCAGAUUCUGAAUGAGGUCUUUGCUGACCCGAAAAUUGUGAAGGUCUUUCAUGGAGCAUUCAUGGAUGUGGUCUGGCUUCAACGAGAUCUUGGUCUCUACAUCGUUGGACUAUUUGACACUCACCACGCAAGUCGAACAUUGGGUUACCAAGGAGGAAGCUUAGCGUUUCUACUAAAGAAAUUCAUUGACUUUGAUGCUGACAAAAAAUAUCAAAUGGCGGACUGGCGAAUACGGCCGUUACCAGAGGAAAUGCUAUAUUAUGCAAGAGCGGACACCCACUAUUUACUAUAUAUCUACGAUAACAUGCGGAAUGAGUUAGUUGCGAAAUCGAACGCUGCAGUUCCCGAGGAAAACAAAAUUGAAAUCACUCUUCAAAAAUCGAAGGAGGUUUCCCUCUUACGUUAUGAGCGCCAAAUAUACAACACUGAGAGCGGUAGAGGACCCGGUGGGUGGUAUUCGCUCCUAGUAAAAACGCCAGCACUUUUCAACAACGAGCAAUUUGCUGUGUUCAAGGCAGUACAUGAAUGGAGGGAUCAGGUUGCGCGCACUGAUGAUGACAGUACAAAUUUCGUCAUGCCCAAUCGCGUAAUCUUCAACAUUGCGAAGGUCUUGCCGAAUGAUGUAGUGGCUCUACUCUCUGUCGCCCAUCCUGUGUCAUUUAGUGUGAAGUCUCGUUCCGAAGAAUUAUUAGGAGUUAUCAAUAAAGCUAAAGCUGAUGGAAAAGAAGGCCCAAGCAUGAUGGACAUACUGCGCCCGGACUCUCUGGGUGCUAUUGCUAAAGCGAGUAUUCCGUCUCUUGCCGCUAAAUCGCAGAUUCCAUCAGAGCAAAUUGUAGCAGUGGUCGACGACAAUGAGUUGAGAACCGAAAACUCCACAUUCUGGGGAGGUGCGUUUGGCAGCAGCAUAUGGGAUGAAGAAUUGCUAGAUAAAACGCAAGACUUGAGGCUUGCGGUUCCCUUACCGAAGCUAUCAUCCGAAGCAUUUGGAGCUGCGAAUGGCGUCAACCCUCCUGUUCCGAAGUUUGACUCUGCCCCUUCGAUGGCGACGUCUCCUGUCGUGUCGAGGGACAAACUCGAUGAGCCGUUCGUGCUCAAGCGUGGUUCGAAACGGAAGAGCGAAGCCGUCGAAAAUGCCGAAGAAGAAGAAGAAGCCAGCGGUGAAUAUGACAUAUCACUCAAUGACCUCGAAGAGAAUGAUACUGGAGACGAUGGCCUAACAAAGAAAGAGCGGAAAGCUCAGCGCAAAGCAGAGAAGAGAGCCAAAAAGGAGGCCAAGGCUGCCGCCAAGGCUGCUCAAACGGAGGAAUCGGGACCAGAAGAAGAAGAAGAAGAACCUUUCGACUAUAACAAAGCCGAGCCUGUAUUAAAUGCAAAACGGAAGGACGAAAAAAGCAUCGGAAAAAGCAAGGGGAAAAGGGGGCAACCACAGGCACCAUUCGAUCCUUAUUCAAAGAGUGCUGACGCGCCGAAGGGUAUGAGGAGGGCGCAGACGGAAAGAGCAGGUAAAAGCCAUACAUUUAGAAACUGA